AUGACGCACGGGGACAGUGCAGGUCCUGUUUGCAGCCUGAAGUUUGUGACUCUGCUGGUGGUCCUCGGUCCGGAACUCCUAUUUCUGGGAGCCGGAGUGCAGCUUCAAGAAAAUGGGUAUAAUGGAUUACUUGUUGCAAUCAAUCCUCAGGUAUCCGAGGAUCAGAAACUCAUCCCAAACAUUAAGGAAAUGAUAACUGAAGCUUCUUAUUACCUAUUCAAUGCUACCAAGAGAAGAGUGUUUUUCAGAAAUAUAAAGAUUUUAAUACCUGCCACAUGGAAAGCUAAUAAUUACAGCAAAGUAAAACAAGAAUCAUAUGAAAAGGCAAAUGUCAUAGUGACUGACUGGUAUGGGGCACAUGGAGAUGAUCCAUAUACCUUGCAAUACAGAGGGUGUGGAAAAGAGGGAAAAUACAUUCAUUUCACACUUGACUUUCUACUAAAUGAUGACUUAAGAGCUGUCUAUGGAUCACGAGGCAGAGUGUUUGUUCACGAAUGGGCUCAUCUCCGUUGGGGUGUGUUUGAUGAAUAUAACAAUGAGAAACCUUUCUACGUAAAUGGGCAAAAUCAAAUUAAAGUAACAAGGUGUUCAUCUGACAUCACAGGCAUUUUCUUGUGUGAAAGAGGCCCUUGCCCCCAAGAAAACUGUAUUAUUAGCAAGAUUCUCCAAGAAGGAUGCAUGUUUAUAUACAAUAGCACCCAAGAUGCAACUGCAUCGAUAAUGUUCAUGCAAAGUUUAUCUUCUGUGGUUGAAUUCUGUAAUGCAAGUACCCACAACCAAGAGGCUCCAAACCUGCAGAACCAAAUGUGCAGCCUCAGAAGUACGUGGGAUGUAAUCACAGACUCUGACGACUUUAAUAACAAUUUUCCCAUGAAAGGGACUGAGCUUCCGCCUCCUCCCACAUUCUCUCUCAUACAGGCUGGCGACAAAGUGGUCUGUUUAGUGCUGGAUGUGUCCAGCAAGAUGGCAAAGGCUGACAGAUUCCUUCAACUGCAACAAGCAGCAGAAUUUUACUUGAUGCAGAUUGUUGAAAUUCAUACCUUUGUGGGCAUUGCUACUUUUAAUAGCAAAGGGACAAUCAGAGCCCAGCUGCACCAAAUUAACAAUGAUGAUGACCGAAAGCUGCUGGUUUCCUAUCUGCCUACCACUGUGUCAGCUGAAGCAGAAACCAGCAUCUGCUCAGGGCUGAAGAAGGGAUUUGAGAUGGUUGAAAAACUGAAUGGAAAAGCCUUCGGCUCUGUGAUGAUACUAGUGACCAGUGGAGAUGAUGAGCAUGUCACCAACUGCUUCCUCACUGUGCUCAGCAGUGGUUCAACUAUUCAUACCAUUGCCCUGGGUUCAUCUGCAGUCAAAAACCUGGAGGAAUUAUCACAUCUUACAGGAGGUUUAAAGUUCUUUGUUCCAGAUAAAUCCAACUCCAAUAGCAUGCUUGAUGCUUUCAGUAGAAUUUCCUCUGGAACCGGAGACAUUUUUCAACAACAUAUUCAGCUUGAAAGUAUAGGUGAAUAUGUUAAACGUCACCAUCAACUGAAAAACACUGUGACUGUGGAUCACAGUGUGGGCAAUGACACUACCUUUCUAGUCACAUGGCAGACCAGUGGUCCCCCUGAGAUUGUAUUAUUUGAUCCUAAUGGAAGAAAAUACUACACAGAUGAUUUUACCACCAAUCUAGCUUUUCGGACUGCUCGCCUCUGGAUUCCAGGAACUGCUAAGCCUGGGCUAUGGACUUACACACUGAACAAUACCCAUCAUUCUCCUCAAGCCUUGAAAGUGACAGUGACCUCUGGUGCCUCCCGCUCAGCCGUGCCCCCUGCCACUGUGGAAGCCUUUGUGGAAAGAGACAGCACCCAUUUUCCCCAUCCUGUGACAAUUUAUGCAAUUGUGAGAAAGGGGUUUUAUCCCAUUCUCAAUGCCACUGUAACUGCUACAAUUGAGUCAGAGACUGCAGAUCCUGUUACGCUGAAACUUUUUGAUGAUGGAGCAGGUGCUGAUGUUAUAAAAAAUGAUGGAAUUUACUCGAGGUAUUUUUUCUCCUUUGCUGUAAAUGGUAGAUAUAGCUUGAAAGUGCAUGUCAAUCAUUCUCCCAGCAUAAGUGCCCUAGCCCACUCUAUUCCAGGAAGUCAUGCUAUGUACGUACCAGGUUACAUAACAAACGGUAAUAUUCAGAUGAAUGCCCCAAGAAAAUCGGUGGGCAGGAGAGAGGAAGAGCAAAAGUGGGGCUUUAGCCGAAUAAGCUCAGGGGGUUCUUUCUUUGUGCUGGGUGUUCCAGCUGACCCACAUCCUGAUGUGUUUCCGCCAUGCAAAAUUAUUGACCUGGAAGCUGUAAAAUCAGAAGAAGAGGUGACUUUAUCUUGGACAGCACCUGGAGAAGACUUUGAUCAGGGCCAGGCCAACAGCUAUGAAAUAAGAGUGAGUAAAAGUCUACAGAAUAUUCAAGAUGACUUUAACAAUGCCAUUUUAGUGAAUACAUCAAAGUUAAAUCCUCAGCAAGCUGGUACCAAGGAGAUAUUUACAUUCUCAUCAGAGCUUUUCACAAAUGGACUUGAACAUCAACCUGAUGGAGAGACACAAAAAAGUCUCAGAAUUUAUGUGGCAAUACGAGCAGUAGAUAGGAACUCCUUAAAGUCUGCUGUAUCUAAUGUUGCUCAGGCAUCUCUGUUGAUUCCCCCAAAUUCUGCUCCUGUAUUUGCCAGAGAUGAUUUUAUGUUGAAAGGAGUUUUGACAGCAAUGGGUUUUAUAGGAAUCAUUUGCCUCAUCAUAGUUGUAACACACUGUGUUUUAAACAGGAAAACGAGAGCAGACAAGAAAGAGAAUGAAACAAAAUUAUUAUGA
Messenger RNA from Globicephala melas (long-finned pilot whale), 2832 nucleotides. It is a transcript of the gene CLCA2, whose product is annotated as chloride channel accessory 2. The record is from RefSeq and is a predicted model, not a curated record. Gene Ontology annotation, molecular function: intracellularly calcium-gated chloride channel activity. Gene Ontology annotation, biological process: chloride transport. NCBI's taxonomy places the organism in Eukaryota, Metazoa, Chordata, Mammalia, Artiodactyla, Delphinidae. Gene Ontology annotation, cellular component: plasma membrane.